Messenger RNA from Menidia menidia (Atlantic silverside), 2327 nucleotides. The record is from the annotation of a GenBank genome assembly. NCBI's taxonomy places the organism in Eukaryota, Metazoa, Chordata, Actinopteri, Atheriniformes, Atherinopsidae.
UUUGACCCGUUUGUUUACGUUGUCGCGCGCGGAGAGCUAACUAACGACAUGGCUCGCUAACAGAACCGCCGCUUCGUCGACACCUGCGUCGUCGGUACUUGAUGUUUUGCAGCAAAACCGCGCCGGCCCUGACUAGGGCGAGUUCGGACGUUGGCCGACGACUCCUCUCCUCCGCCUCUUCGUCCACCUCGGCGGCCCACCCGGAGCGGGAGGCGGACCAUGACAGGAGACAGUAUGGGGGCGCAGGGGGAGCCCGGGCGGCCAGCAAAACUAUCUCCGUCGACUUUGAGCAAACACGAGAGGCUUAUAGGAGCAAGGACUCUCUGGAGCUGCUCAGAAGUUUGGUCGUUUUCAAACUGUGCUCCUACGACUUCCUGGUUGAUAAGAACGAAGAGAUAAUGGAUCUUGGAAAGAAGAUCCUGGGUCAGAAGGUCUUCGACCAGGUCAUGAAGAUGACGUUCUACGGCCAGUUUGUUGCUGGUGAGGACCACUGGGACAUCAAGCCGCUGAUCCAGAGAAACCAGGCUUUCGGCGUUGGCUCUGUUCUGGAUUACGGUGUUGAGGAAGACAUCAGCCAGAAGGACACAGAGCAGCAAGAGAUCAGCUCACGUGUGCCUGCCGCUGCGGGGAACGGCAGCAUAGGCGGGGACCACAGCGAGGAGGCAGCGCGCAAAGCGUUUGGCGACAGUCGGGGGGGAGAGCACCGAGCGCGCACGCACCGCGACGCCGAUGAGAUCAAAUGUGACCGGCAUAUGGAAACCUUUAUAAAAUGCAUUAAAGCAUCUGGCGGGGGCUCGAUGGACGGAUUUUCCGCCAUCAAAAUGACCGCACUGGGACGACCCCAGUUUCUGCUUCAGUUCUCAGAGGUCCUGAUGAAAUGGCAGCGGUUUUUCACAUUUCUGGCAUCGCAGCAGGGGAAAGAGGGCCUGGAGACCUUAGAGCAGAGGCUGGAGCUGACGCAGCUGCAGGACUUUUUGACCAAGCUGGGUGCAAAAGGGGACUUCUGCGGCUGGUUUAAUGGAAAGAGAAAAGACUCUUCAGGAUACAUUGACAUGCUUGACUGGAACAGUCUCAUAGAUGACAGAGCAAACGUGCCAGAUCUGCUUGUUGUUCCAAAUGUAGAGCUGGCUGAGCUGGAGCCUCUGAUGCUAAAGUUCUCCAUAGAGGAGGAGAAACAAAUGCAGAGGAUCUUACAACGUCUAGACGUCUUGGCAAAGCAUGCCCUGGAAAACGGCGUUCGCUUGAUGGUGGACGCCGAGCAGACCUAUUUCCAGCCGGCCAUCAGCAGGCUGACUUUGGAGAUGCAGAGGGUCUACAACAAGGACAAGCCGGUCAUUUUCAACACCUACCAGUGUUACCUCAAGGAGACUUACGACGGUGUAACUGUGGAUGUGGAGCUUUCUAAACGGGAGGGUUGGCAUUUCGCCGCCAAGCUUGUGCGCGGGGCCUACAUGCAUCAGGAGAGGCAGAGGGCCAGAGACAGAGGAUACGAGGACCCCAUCAACCCCGACUACGAGUCCACCAGCAGGAUGUAUCACAGGUGCCUGGACCACGUGCUGGACGAGAUUGCGCUCAGCGGAAAGGCCAGCGUCAUGGUCGCCUCCCACAACGAGGACACGGUGAAGCACACUUUGAAAAGAAUGAGCGAGCUGGGCCUCUCGCCGGCGGAGAACAGAGUGUACUUCGGCCAGCUGCUGGGCAUGUGCGAUCAGAUCAGCUUCCCACUGGGGCAGGCGGGUUUCCCCGUCUACAAGUACGUCCCCUACGGCCCCGUGGGCGAGGUGAUGCCCUACCUGUCCCGCCGGGCGCAGGAGAACCGCGGCUUCAUGAGGGGCGCCCAGAGGGAGCGGGAUCUGCUGUGGAGGGAGCUGAAGCGCAGACUGGCCUCCGGGGAAAUCCUCCACAGACCGGCCUUCUGAAAAGCGAAGUUACCGUAAAAAGGGGACGAAGGCUUCCAGGCGGGGAUGAAGCCUUUGGAAAUCAACAAAAAAGUAAUAAUUUCCAGUCCGGCCCUGAACAGCGCGAUGGAAAGCAGCAGAUUUCUGAUGAGUUUUCCUGACUGUGAACGUCCCCGGCAGGGCCCCGCGCCGUCAGAAACUUGAUGUAAGCUUUGCCUCACUUUGCUACCUGUUGGUCUGAGAUGUAGCUAUGCAUACAGCCAUUUUCACGCGGAUAGCAAUCACAAGCUGACUGUUUAGUCCUGUCAAGCUGUUUCGGUUAAAUUGGCGCUUGUUAGUUCUGCAUAAAUGCACAGUAGAACCCGGGGGUAGCGAGGAGUUAUUUGACCCGACCAGAUGGGAUUUUUGCAUUGCAACUCCAUUAAAGGC